UAAACAGAGCUCAGAUCCAGCCAGAAAAUUAUAGACAGCAGGGGCUGUGUGUGGACCAGGACCGAUAAAGUAACUUGGGGAAGAUCAGGCUGUCCAUCCCAAGUGCUCCUCCUUUCUUUAUGCAAUUCUUCCUAGGACAUCAGAACUCCACACCUCACUUCCUUUCUUCCUGAACAUCCUGAGUCUGAAUUCCAGUUCUAGAUCAUUCUGAGGGAACUGCCCUUGCUGGAGUGCAAAGACCUUCCCUGAGAGGAGAGCCUUCAGAGAGGAGCCAUUACCAUCAGGUCAAGGUCACUACUGCUGAGCUUCUACUAGACAGAGCCAUGGCCUGGGCCGCUAGCUUUGAUGAAUUCUUUAAGAAUUUUAAGAGAGAAAGCAAACUCCUCUCUGAGGAAACCAUCACCUUGAUUAAAUUCCACAUUGAGAAAAAUGACCUCCAGGAAGCACUGUCUGUAAUCGACAGUGCACUGAGAGACAUCGAGAAUGCCACCCUGAACAUUGCUGUGACAGGGGAGACAGGGACAGGGAAGUCCACAUUCAUCAAUGCCCUCAGGGGGGUGGGGCAGGAAGAAGAAGGUGCAGCUGCCACUGGGGUGACAGAGACAACCAUGGAGAGAAAGCAGUAUGACCACCCCAAGUUUUCCCAGGUGAAAAUAUGGGACCUGCCUGGCAUUGGGUCCACUAACUUCCCACCACAAAGUUACUUAACAGAAAUGAAGUUUUCUGAGUAUGACUUCUUCAUUAUCGUCUCUGCUACACGCUUCAAAGAAAAUGAUGCACAACUAGCCAAAGCCAUCAAAGAGAUGAAGAUGAAUUUCUACUUUGUCCGAACCAAGACAGAUAAUGACUUAUAUAAUGAGCAGAAGAGUAAACCUAAAUCUUUCAAUAAGGAGAAAGUCAUGAUGAACAUCCGAGAAGACUGUUCAAGGCAUCUCCAGGACAUUCUCUCCAGUGAACCUCCAGUCUUCUUGGUCUCUAACUUCGAUAGGUCUGGCUAUGACUUCCCAGAGCUGGAAAUGAAACUCCUAAGGGAGCUCCCAGCCCAUAAGCGCCACAUCUUCAUGCUGUCCUUGCACAGUGUUACUGAGGCCGCCAUUAACCUCAAGAGAGAUUCCUUGAAGCAGAAAGUCCGGCUAGAGGCCAUGAAGGCUGGAAUAUUGGCCACCAUUCCACUUGGUGGCAUGAUCAGGGAUGAUAUAGAGAAUCUGGAUGAAACAUUCAACCUCUACAGGUCUUACUUUGGGCUGGAUGAUGCCUCAUUGGAAAAGAUUGCUGAAGAUUUUGACAUGUCUUUGAAUGAAUUCAAGGUGCACCUUCGGUUUCCCCAUUUGUUUGCAGAAGACAAUGAUGUGCCCUUAGGAGACAGAUUAGCAAAAUAUAUCAAACACAUUUCCUCUGUUACUGGUGGACCAGUUGCUACCUGCAUUUACUACAGAAAGACUUACUAUUUGCAGAAUCUCUUUCUGGAUACUGCUGCAAAUGAUGCUAUUGCUCUUCUUAAUAAGGAAGCUCUUUUUGAAAAGAAGUAUUAUCAACUGCUCCCAGCCAUGGGUCAGACCUCCUCUUCUACACCCCCUCAGAAGGAGGAUCCUGAUUUGACCUCCAGCCUUGACUCCAAUCUUCAAAAUUUCAAGAUGGAAACCAAAGUCCUGUCUCAGGAAUUAACCACCUUGAUUGGAUCAUACCUAGAGGAUGGAAACCUUCGGGGAACAGUUUCUGCAAUCAGCGAUGCUCUGAGUGACAUCGAGAAAGCCCCACUGAACAUUGCAGUGAUGGGGGAGACUGGGGCUGGAAAAUCCAGUCUCAUCAAUGCCCUAAGGGGCGUGGGGCCUGAUGAAGAGGGUGCGGCUGCUUCCACUGGAGUGACAUGCACAACCACUGAGAGGACAUCAUACCCAUACUCCAAGUUUCCCAGCGUGACACUAUGGGACCUACCUGGCAUUGGGUCCACUGCCUUCCAACCACAUGAUUAUCUAAAGAAAAUCAAGUUUGAAGAGUAUGACUUCUUCAUUAUUGUGUCUUCUGGACGCUUUAAACAUAAUGAUGCAGAACUAGCCAAAGCCAUUGUGCAAGUGAAUAGGAGUUUCUAUUUUGUGCGAACCCACACAGAUCAUGAUCUAAUCGUUCAAAAACAGUGUAGUCCUCGGAGAUUUAAUAGAGAGAACGUCUUAAAACAGAUACGAAAUUCCAUUUCAAGUAUACUUAAGGAAGUUACCCAGCAGGAGCCUCCAGUCUUCUUAGUUUCUAACUUUGAUGUGUCUGACUUUGACUUCCCAAAGCUGGAGACCACCCUUCUGAUGGAGCUCCCAGCCCACAAACGCCACCUCUUCAAGCUCGCUUUGCCAAUUGUUGCUCAUCCCACCAUAGACCAGAAGAGGGAUGCACUGAAACAGAAGGUCUGGAAGGAAUCAGUAAUGCCAAGAGCAUGGGCCACCAUACCAUUUAUGGGAUUGACCAAAAAUGACAUAGAGAAGUUGGAAGAGACUUUGAAUCUCUACAGGUCUUACUUUGGGCUGGAUGAUGCCUCACUGGAGAAUAUUGCCAAGGAUUUUAACGUGUCUGUGAAUGAAAUCAAGGCACAACUUAAGUCUCUCCAUUUGCUAACAAGGACCACAGACAUGUCCUUCGAGGAAAAAUUAUUGAAAUAUAUUGAAUAUAUUUCCUCUGUUACUGGGGGUCCACUUGCCACAGGCCUUUACUUUAGAAAGACUUACUAUUUGAAAAGUCUCUUCAUUGAUACCGUGUCAAGUGAUGCCAAGACUCUUCUCAAUAAGGAGGAGUUUUUAUCACAGAAGCUGGGGUCAUGUGUGUCUGAUGACCCAGAGUACUGGGAUGCGGUUAUGGAGCUAUGAGGCAUGUACCUUCCAGAUGGCUUUGGGCACUGACUUACAGCCUACUUUGAAGUAGCAAUCAUUUUCAGUGAAAGACCAGAGGAUUCACCAUCCCUUUCCUCUUUCAGAGACAGACUGUCACUGCAGCAAGUAGAAGAAGAGUCAUCAACAGUGUAAAAACACAUGAGAACAGCUGUCUCCCAUUAAAACACCAUGUAUGAGAAUACAUGGUUGUAAACAUAUGACUUACAAUAUCUUUGUCCAGUUAAACUUGGAUCUUUUGUCUCACGGAGAUUCUCCAGGCAUUGACACACUCUCCUAAGAUGAAGAAGUUAGUUCCUGCCUUGGUGGAUAUCUUUUGAUGUUUAUGAAGUACAGGGGGCUGGUUCCCAGCCCACAUCUCCACAUGAAGUGGUAUCUCCUGGACAUGAUAGACACAUGCUAGAUAAGAUUAUGACCACUGUUCAUUCUCCCUCCAGGAUGGAUUCAAGAGACACAUGGUAGAUGGGACUGUGACCACUGCCCAUGAUCCCUCCAGGUAACGCCUGUGUGGGUGAACACAUCUGCAGGUCCUCUCAAUUCUUGAAAACAAGGAUAUUUUAUUCCAUAUCCUUCAUCAGUCAACCUGAAUGAAUUCAAAUUUCAGGUUGUAGGCAGCACAAGUGAUGAUUAAAUUGUCUUUCCUUGUGGUAAGAUCACUCCAAAACACUACCUUACUGUUUCAUGUCCAGUGGGGAUGUUGGUACUUUCCUUCACUUGAGAGGGGUCAGCAUGUGAAGUUAUAGACAGCUUAUUUGUCCACAGCAUCCUAUUGAGAACUGGUAUCACUUUUGGACAUCUAAUAUCACUUUUUGCUAAAAUUCCAGUGUUGCUUUCUGUAUGUAUAGCUGCCCUUCUAGAAGGUGGAUAAAGAGUCAUGCAUGGGAUUCCAUGUGCAGAAAGCAAGCGUGGACAUUUUAGCUCUGCCUUGGUGUUCUUCAGAGAACAGGAAGCAAUAUAUCAUAUCCAUAUCUCCUUAUAAUUAUGUUUGGAUCUAUAUAGCAUUUGUAUUAAUUCCUUUUAUGUCACCGUGUCCUAAACACCUGACAGAAACUACUUAAGAGAAGAAAGUUUUAAUCUGGCUCACGUUUUGGAGCCCUGCGCUCUGUCAUAUGGAAGGGGCCUGGUGAGAGAAAGAACUCGCUGUAGGCGAAGGCUGGGAGCGAGGUGGCAGAAAGAGCUAGGUGACAACAAGGAGCAGGAGUAACAAGUCCUGGCCUGGUGACCUAACACCUAAAGGCUCAGCCACAUUCACAACUGUUUGCCAUGCUGGGGACCAGGUGUUUAACACAAGAGCAUGUGGUGGUCUUCAAACCACAGCACUGUCCUUCCAUAACUUAGCAUGUCUCUGUCCUCAACUUCCUCUCCUCCUUUCUCUUCCUCUUUCCCUCAUCUCCCUCUUUCUUUUCCUCUUUUUCCUUCUCCUCUUCUUCUCCCUGGCUUCUCUCUCUGCUUCUCUCCCUGCCCCUGUCUCUCACUGGCUCAAUCUGCUGUGUGCCUUGGCAAGCACAUUAUCACCAGGGCAGCCUUGCAGCCUGGAAAUCCUUGGAAAAGUUGAUAGUGCAGCUUCUGUCCAAACAGUAAUAAUUGUUUCCUGUCCUUCCCAGGAGUGUCAAAGUUUGCUUUGGUUUUUUUUUUUGUUUACCUGUAAGGUCUUCAAUUGGUUAGACAGGGGCAUUUACAGUAGAGGAGGGUCAUCCGAAGUAGUCAAAGCCUCAUGGUUUAAAAUAUAAUCUCAUCUACAAAUUACUUUAACCCAAACAUCUAUACUGGUGUGUUGCUUGCUCUGCAGCUGGGGUCCCACUGUCUCUGAUCGUGGGGGAGGGGGUCAAAGACACAGAACCCAAUGACACAGGCUCUUGGAGUUUGUAAGCAAUCUCGCUUAUUAAACAAAGGACUGAGGUAUUUAUGUGUGUACCUUUGGCCGGCUCUGCUUCCAGCUGCUGUGGUAUUUCCUGGUUGGCUCUGAGUCAUAUGUCAACAGUGGUCAUCUUGAGGGUCCAGUUUCAGGUUCCUCUGGGUCCAGAUACUACUGCACAUGUCGGAGCUCUUUGUUACCUUAAGGCAUGACCCAGUGCUCUAGGCCUUAUCUGCCUCACCAGUGUUCAGGAAUUACUUGGGUACUGCCUUAGUUAGGGUGUCUAUUGCUGCAAAGACACACCUUGAAACCGGCAACUCUAAUAAAGGAAAAAAUUUACUUGGGACUAGGUUACAGUUCAGAGGUUUCAUCCAUUAUCAUCCUGAUAGGUGGCAUGCAGGCAGUCCUGGUGCUGGAAAAGGAGCUGAGAGUUCUGCACCUUGAUCCACAGUCAGUAGAAGGAGUCUGUGUUCCACACUGGGCAUAACUUGAGAGUAGGAGACAUGAAAGCCUGCCCGCCACAGUGACACACUUUCUCUAACAAAGCCGCACUUCCUCACAGUGCUACUCCCUAAGGAGGCCAUUUUAUUUCAGACCGCCACAGGUACCAUCACCUAGACAAGAUAAUAUGUAAAAUUAAUUUCUUCAAGCCCCAUAAUUAUCCUAACCCACUGUAUACCAGCAUAUAUAUGCAAAUAUAUAUAGUUAAAAAAUUCUAGUUACAAUUGUACUUACUUGUAGAUACAGUGUGACAAUGUGACUCAAAUAAAAAAUACAUAAUUAUCAAAUUUUGAGAGACUGCUCAGCAGUUAAGAGCACUGACUGCUCUUCCAGAGGACCUGGAUUCAAUUGCCAGCAUUCACAUUGCAACUCAUAACUGACUGUAACUCCAGCUCCAGGGCAUCUGACACCCUCAGAGAGACAUGCAUGCAAGCAAAACACCAAUGAACAUGGAAUAAAAAUAAAUAAAUCUUUUUUAAAGUCUGAGGAAUCAGACUUUAAUAUGGAAAUAUUCUUACUCGUAUUAAAAUUAUUGUUACUAACUGAUAAUAAUUGCCACUAUUAAUAAGUACAUGUAUACAGUACAUGCUGACCAAUUGAGGAUACAUUUAUCAUUUUACUGUCCUUGUCCAGUCUCUGGGGCAUCUGAGCGUCUCUGUUGUGCUCAUUCAUAAAGAGCAUCACAGGUUAUUUUAAAGAAGAAUCUCUGUGCUGUGUUGCAGCACACCGCAGCCUACUCCUUCCAUUUAACCCUUUUGGGACCUGUUAUCCAAACUCUCUCUGCUCCUCUCUUCACCUUUCCAGCUUCUAGGAAUCACUAUUCUACAGUCACAUCAACCACUGGAGUGUACCACUUCACGUGUGUAGUAUUCACAAGUAAUUCCUACUCUUUCUGACUCAUUGUCCUCUGUGACACCACCUACUGAGCAGUCUGCUCCUGGUGACCACUUACCUGCCUCUGUGUCAUGGAGAACACCCAGGGCCCAGUCUCAAGGAGGCUUUAAUCUAUUUCUGUGUGGUUCAACACUGACAGUCACAGUGGGAAGCCAUUACUGUAGUGUAUGAAGCAAGGGAAGCUCUCAGUAGAGAAGUCCAUUAUGAACAGGAGGCUUCUUGUCAUGUACAUGGGAAGUGUUUCUAUACAUCACAGGUUUGUGUGUGAUGGUUUAUAUGGACUGUCAGCAUGACAGGAUCUAGAGUCGCCUUGGAGACAAAUCUCUGGGAAUGUCUGUAAGGGAUUAUCUGAUUAUGUGAAUCAAGAUGGGAAGACCCACCAUAAAUGUGGGCAGCACCAUUCCCUACGCCAGAGCCUUGGACUGCAUAAAAUAGAGAAAGCCAGCUGAGCGCCAGCUUUCAUCUCUCUCUGCUCCCUGACUGCAGGUGCCAUGUGAUCAGCUGCCUCCCCCAUCACAACAGACUGUAGUCUUGUUCUGUGAACCUGAAUAAACUCCUUCCCUCUUCAA
Peromyscus maniculatus bairdii (prairie deer mouse) is the source of this 6692-nucleotide messenger RNA. Its product is annotated as T-cell-specific guanine nucleotide triphosphate-binding protein 2-like. Gene Ontology annotation, cellular component: endoplasmic reticulum membrane. Gene Ontology annotation, biological process: cellular response to interferon-beta; autophagosome assembly; innate immune response. NCBI's taxonomy places the organism in Eukaryota, Metazoa, Chordata, Mammalia, Rodentia, Cricetidae. The record is from RefSeq and is a predicted model, not a curated record. Gene Ontology annotation, molecular function: GTPase activity; GTP binding.